Molecule: messenger RNA, 1332 nt
Organism: Acromyrmex echinatior (Panamanian leafcutter ant)
Lineage: Eukaryota; Metazoa; Arthropoda; Insecta; Hymenoptera; Formicidae
Product: WD repeat domain-containing protein 83
Biological process (GO): mRNA splicing, via spliceosome
Cellular component (GO): catalytic step 2 spliceosome
Molecular function (GO): protein binding
Source: RefSeq, a predicted model, not a curated record
GUGCAAUAAGUUGAAGUGAAAUAAACGUAUAUUUGUUUCAUUUCAAUUUAAUGCACUGUAUGUACUAGUUCAGAAAGUGCAGCGAUAAAAAAAACACUUAUACAUGUCAAUAUUGUAUGUUUGUCCGAAUCAAAAUUGAACGGCAACACGAACAUAUUUAUUCAGACGUUGAAGAGAGAGAAAGCAAAGAUGCUGAAUUUCUUCCAUGGCGUCCAUGGUUGAGUGCAAGUUAUGUAAUUUCUUGUAAAAAGAGAAAAAGAAAAAUGAGUACUGAAUACAAAUUCGAAAAAGAAAUAGACUGCAUGCAAGGGGCCGUUAGAUCUGUACGGUUCAGUGUGGACGGUUCAUAUUGCAUAACGUGCGGAUCAGACAGGAAGCUAAAGUUAUGGAAUCCGUACAAAUCUGUUACGUUGAAAAUAUAUGGUGGUCAUGGUGACGAGGUUAUGGAUGCUUAUGCGUCUUGUGACAGUAGUCAGAUUGUAUCUUGUGGAUUAGACAAAUCUAUAAUCAUUUGGGAUGUGGCCACAGGCAUGCCUGUGCGUCGUUUUAGAGGACAUGCAGGUCCUGUUACAACAGUCAGAUUUAAUGAAGAAUCGUCAAUGAUCGUUUCUGGAUCUCGUGACAACAGUGUUAUGUGUUGGGACGGACGUUCCAAAGCGCAAGAAGCAGUACAGUCUUUGAAUAAUGCUAAGGAUUCUAUUUCUAGUGUGAGAGUUUCAGAUCAUGAAAUUUUAACUGGUUCUUUUGACGGCAAAGUACGCACAUAUGAUAUACGAAUAGGAGAACUUUGUGAAGAUUAUAUGGGAGAUGCAAUUACAUGCGCCAGCUUUACUAGAGAUGGACAAUGUAUACUUGUCAGUUGUGCGGGCGAUGUAAUUAGAUUAAUCGAUAAGGACUCGGGAGAGUUACUCGGUGAAUUCACAGGACACACUGGAAGGGAUCUGUGUCUAGAAUCUAGCGUAGAUUAUCAAGAUACGAAAAUUCUUUCCGGCUCGGCGGAUGGGAAAUUAUGGAUUUGGGAUCUUGUAUCUCAAAAAGUGAUCGCGAAACUCUCAGGUUUUAAGCCAACCAAGCAUCCUACUGUAUCUAUAAGCGUUCAUCCACAGAAGAAUUGCUUUCUUGCUUCUAACGGAUCUAAUAUAUUAAUGUGGAGCACGCAGUCUCACACAGAUAAUGAAUAAUAGUGAAACUUGUUCCAUUAUUAUCCCUUUAUGUACAAAGUAAGUCCAAAGUCUGUGAUUUUCAAUAAUUUUAGUUUUAAUAAUUUUUACAAUUUUUCAAAUUGAAUGUUUAUUAUGACUAUGUACAUAUCAUUAAUAAUAAUGGUUCUUU